CAUGACGCCACUUACGAGGCGAGGCUUGGAAGCCCAAAGCAUUAAAUACUCUUGAGAUGCUUCCUUGUAGAUAGGUCAAUUUUCAUUCACAAUCGCAAAGCCGCCAGGCGAGUUGUCAUUUGCUGUGGGACAAUAAUUAUCAUCGACCAUUUAGCCGAGUCACGGCGCGCAGCUCAGCUCAGGAUGACUAUACAAAUUAUUGUUGCACGGACAUUUGGCUAUGUGGACCCAAACUUCGCCAAUCCUGGAGGACCAAACGAUACCAGCAUCAUCAUUUACGGGUACACACCAUCUAUCGCUAUCGCGGCUUUCGCUGCAGCAUGGUUCUUUUUUCACUUGAUAACCCACACUGCGCAAAAUUGGAAAUAUCGCAGCUGGUGGUGGAUGACGUUUUCCACGGGCUUGGUCUUUGAGAUCAUAGGCUACAUUGCAAGGAGCUUAUCAGCCAAGAAGGACCCGUACAACCUCAUCUAUUUUGUCCUCAACUAUUUCUUCGUCGUCACUGCACCGGUCUUUCUCGCGGCUGGAAUAUACACCGUCCUUUCCGCCCUUAUUUCCAGAUUGGGAAACAAGUAUUCGUUUCUCCGGCCAGCAGUCAUCCUGGGGUUUUUCAUUACUUCCGAUGCAAUUUCAACGAUCGUGCAAAUUGCCGGCGCCACCCUCGUGGGCGUAAAGGAGUCUCGACGUCAAGAUCCUACAAUUGCGAACAAUAUCCUUCUAGCAGGUCUUGCCUACCAAGUAUUCGCUAUGAGUAUCUUUGUCCUGCUGAUGGCAACAUUCCAAUUUCGGGCUCGACAUGCAAUUAAGGAACAUAGGCUUCAGGUCUUUUGUCUCUCUUUCACGGUCUCAACCCUCAUGGUCUACAUGCGUACAAUCUUCCGUCUCAUUGAGACAGCAGAGGGUCUGGGAGGGAAGCUGUCAACACAUGAAGUCUAUUUUGCAUGCCUCGAAUUCGCGCCUAUCGCGCUUGUGGCUCUUCUCUUUUGUAUUUGGCAUCCGGGUCGCUGCCUUGGAGCUAAAGUGCGUGUUCACCACGAGAAGCUGCCGGUUGGAGGAAACUCUGGCUCUGCUGCUGGUCAUUCCUACUCCUAGGUAGUUGUUCAACCGUAAUAAGUUCUAUAUUUAUUGUUUAAUGCACCCCGGGCUCUCUCUUGCCUUAAAGUAAUGUGAAAUAAGAAAAACCCUUUGUUUACG
Messenger RNA from Penicillium brasilianum, 1194 nucleotides. The record is from the annotation of a GenBank genome assembly. NCBI's taxonomy places the organism in Eukaryota, Fungi, Ascomycota, Eurotiomycetes, Eurotiales, Aspergillaceae.